GCACCUCCUAUACCUCAAAAAGGUCUUGGACGGAGGAGGUUGCUUGUGGAGGGCGUAUCAGGCCGUCUGCAACUUGGGGCUUUUCCGCGUGAAGCCAUGGUAUGUAUUCCGGUCCCUUCAAGGAACAGGUGAGGCGCGGAACAGCUGCAGGCGGAGCGGUUACUGUGACGGGAAUGUAUUGGUGUAACGCCCCAAGCGCCUAAUGACUGGUGUAAGAACAAGGGCUGGAAGGGAGGCAGGACUGAGGUGUGUAGGAAACCACGAUUGAAAGAAAGAGAAUGGAGGCUCCUGGUUCGGUACUUGGUCUGACGGGAUUGGAGGAGCUACUUUUGCUUUCAGUGCUUUAGUAAUUUCAGGUCUGAAAACCUAUUAGGCAUUUGUCUGGGUAGUUGUACGACUCUGUCCGCUGAUGUCCUUCGCAUAGGCCUUUAAAGACUAUUGAAUCCAAGUUGGCCUUCCUUGUGUGUGGGGUAAAUACCAAUGCAGGCACUAGCAAAGAGCCUAAGAAAUAAAUGGAUUUUGGAAUGCCAUGCAACUUAAUGGGUCUAUAUUGUAUACCAUUUUACUUUGCAUUUUAAGUAUAUUUUGUCUGAGUUUUUAAGUACAUGAAGUUAAUUGCCUUAUAUAAGCUUUUGAAAAACUUUUACAUUGUUAACAAGAAUCUUUGAUGAAUAUGGUAACCUUUAGACAUAAUGUUUAAAUAAAAUAGUACCUAGAUAGCAUUUGCUGAUCUUAAAAAAAUAAAUAUGUUUAGAUCUGAUCAUUCUUUGUAUAUAGGAGGAUUCCAGAAAAUCCCAGUGCUGUAAAUUAGAUUGGAAAAUCAAACAUUGAAAGAAGGCAUUAGCUAACAAUUUCUGUAUUGUUGAAAGAAAAUGACAAGUUCACAACUCAACUGCAUUUUUUUAAGUACACAAAUAAUUAAAUAAUGGAGAAGAGAGUGCAUCAUUUCAUCAGCAAUAAUUCUUAUUCAAUACCAUUUAUCCUUUAUGUUCCUCUAAAAUUUUUGUUCAGAAUGAAAUUGAUUGCAAGAACUUAUAGUACAUUUCAUCUUAAUUUUGAAUUACAUGCCAAGGGAAGAACUGUAAUAUUUUUGUAUAAGAAUGAUUGGGAUUUAUUGUUUUGAGGACACAUGUUUUCAUCAAUUUGUAAGCUAUCAAGUUUAUGUUCCAUAAUGAUAAGCAGAAAAUAAUUUCCACUACUUAAAAUAAUUUAAUGUAAUAUCAAAUAUUUUUCGGUUAAAUGUUGUAACUUGAAAUAUAAAUAGCACUAGAAAAUAUGAAUUAAUGAUUUCUUUCUUUGUUUAUAGAAAUUAGAUUCCAUUUGGAAUCCAGAUUAAACAGAGAUGUUUUGUCAUUGGUUGACAGUAAGAAGGUUAUGUUUGAAGAAACUACAAUUGCAGGCAAGAGCAUUAUCUGGUGCUGAUGCUAUAAAUGCUCUGCGACCAUUCUAUUUUGCAGUACAUCCAGAUUUUUUUGGUCAGCAUCCCAGAGAAAGGGAAAUCAAUGAAAAUUCUCUGAAAAGAUUAAAUGGGUAUUUGGAGAAUCUUCAAAAACCAGGUUUCAGAUCAUUUAAACCAACUCAGCUCACUUUUUAUGUACGAGAGAGAGAACAAAGCCCUUCCAGUGUCCAAGAACCAUUUGGUGCUGCAGGAUUUCGAACAGUCAGUAUUACUUUGCGCACCAGAGACUUGUUAAGCACAGUGUUAGAUAUCCUGAACUCUUGCAGUUUAUCUACGGAUCAUGUUCAAAGCUUGAAUGGCAGUGCAAAUACUCAGUCUACUCAGGAAACCAAAAGCACGUUUCACAGGCCUAUUAAAUGGGACAAGACAUACUACUCUUUUACUGGAUUCAAGGAUCCUGAGGAAGAACUGGAGCAAGCCCAAAGGAUGGAAACCACCCUGAGUUCCUGGCUAGAUAAUAAUGAAAAAAGUGCCACGAAGAAGCUAAAGGACAGCUUACCACUCAGAAAAGAAUUAGAUCGUUUGAAAAGUGAACUCUGUCAGCAGUUGCAGCUCUCUGAUAUUAGGUGGCAGAGGAGUUGGGGUAUUGCUCAUCGAUGUAGCCAGUUACAUAGUCUAAGUCGCUUAGCACACCAGAGCCCAGAAGCACCUAAGAAUGCUAAAGGACAAACAGUGAUAUUUACAGACCGCUCAGGAAUGAAUGCAACAGGCUAUGUUAUGCUAGGAACAAUGGACGUUCAUCACCAUUGGACCAAAAUUUUUGAGAGGUUGCCAAGUUACUCUACACUUCAAAAAAAAGUGCUGUUUCUAGAGGAGCGCAUUAGCCAACUUUUGGGAGGCAUACAAAUAAUUUAUAUUGAAGAGCUUCAACCAAUGUUGACAAUUGAAGAGUAUUAUUCUAUUCUUGACAACUUUUAUGAUCAAGUACAUAAUAAGAGACUUCCAUUUCACCCUAAUAGUCUGCGUGGAUUGCAAAUGAUUCUAGAAAGUGACAGAUAUGCACCACAUCUUCAUGAACUUGGUCACUUCAUCAUCCCGGUAGUGUGUGAUCUAGUAGCUCUCCAGUGGUUUAUCAUGGACAAAACUCAACAAGCAAGAGAAAAACUGAAAAGAAAGGAAGAGUUCAUACUGCUAGAAAAGAAGCUGAUCAAGGCUACCACUGAGAAAUUUUCUCUUCAACGGCUAUAUAAAGAACCCAGUGUUUCCAGUGCACAAAUGAUUCAUUCAUGCAGCAAGCUACUGGAAGAAUCAUUGCCAUAUUUGCAAGGUAUGCAUCUCUGCAUUUCCCAUUUCUUUUCUGUUCUUCAAGAUGGAGACCUCUGCAUCCCUUGGAACUGGAAAAAUUGAGAGUAAAUGAUACUGUAUUCGAUGUAAAAGAGAACAAAUGUUAUUUAUGCAUUAGUAUAAAUUACUAAAUUGAAUAUUUUCCAAAAUAAAUUAUGAACAAAAAUUCCAUGCCAGGAAUGGAAUGCAAGGCAUAGUAUUUCCCUGGAUUUUUCUCCUGAAUAGUAUUUCCAUGGAUUUUUGUCAGAAUCUUGCAAAGUAUUAUAUAUGCACUUUUUUUUUUUGCAAGACAAUAUUUUUAAAGGGAGAUGAAUCUCUCCACUAAGUUGUAUAUGACUGGGUUUCAAGAUUGUAAUGAAACUAUAUAGUGGGAAAUUAGGUACACAAACUUUGAAUGUAAUCCAAGAAGCACACAGGUGUGAAUCUUACAUGUGAAAAAAUAUAUAUUCCCAUGUAAUACAUGAACAUAUGGUUUUCAGUAUGCACAAAUUGUGUUUGGAGAAGCAUUCGCAGAAUGAAAGAUGGUAAUUGAAAUUAUUCUGUGGUACAAAUGUUCUCCUUGAAAAUAAAUAUUUCUUCAGCACCCUAGUGAUAAAUAUUAUUGAUAUACUGUAUUUAUUUUGCAGAAUUAUUGUACAUCUUGUUUCAGAAAAUUUUAUAAAUGUCUGUUGAAAUGUUUUGUCCAUUAGAUCUUGCACUUUAUAUUUUUUCAUGUAAAUAAAAGUAGUUCUGUAUAUAGUCAGUUCUUUCUGAACAUGAAUUUUAAGCAUUUCUCCUUUUGAUUAAAAUAGUAAUAUGUGCUUCUUUAUGGGCACCUCAGUAAAUAUUCCUGGAUGGGACUUUUAGGUCAGUUUACCUCAUGCCUAUACAGAGUGUAGCCACUGGGCAGUCUAUUAGCCUUGCUGCCAUCCAGUCAUAUAUUUUCACAUCUGAUCCAGGUUGAUUAGCCCUGAGAAGCCUUCUGGGCAGCCCUCAUAUACUUACAUGCUACUUCAUCAGUAAUGUAGACAUAUUUCCUUACAGAAUCCAUAUGCCUGUAUGGUUGAUGUUGUAUAAAAGGUACUUGAACAAAAAUAUUUUAGAACUCAUUAUGGCAGAGGAGAAAGCCAUGUGUGCUAAUUGGGGUCUUUUCCUGCUAGGCAUGCAAGCUAGUGAGGAGGACCACCUUACAUAAAAGUUCCCAGUGUUUGGGACUAGGGUUGGACCUAUGGGAAAAAAUAGCAAGCUGAGCACACAUUUUAUGAUUUUUAGAUAGGUCAUUCUUUCCCAACUGAGUACUGUGUCUUUCAGACACAGACAAUUAACAUCCUAAUUGAGGUUGAUAGAAAUUGUAGGCCACUCAGUUUUGCACUAAGUUGGGAAAUGCUGACAUAUAUGAAUAACUCACAGGUGACCCAAUUAUGGCCCUGCAGAUUUUUGCAUUUCAGCUCCCAUCAACCUCUGCUACCCUAGCCAAUGUACAAAGGUGAUAGGAAUAAACAUCUGCAUUACCUAGAGGCCAUAGAUUGCUCAUUCCUAGAUAGUCAUAUGUAUCAGAUCGAUAGCAAUCUUACCAAUUGAUUUUGCUAGCAUGAAAAGAGAACCAACAGCAAUUGUUUGCUAAGAGAUUGUGACAUGCUUGUUCUUAACUGAGCUUAUGUAUGUCUUACCUAAAGAAGAGAGGCUUUAUUAAAAGUCUGCAAACAAAUUGAAUUUGAAUAGGCCACACUGUUUUGAAUAUUAUUGAAGUAAAAUGUUAAAGUUGUUUUAAUUUUAAUAUUUUCAAUAAUUUCAUAAAAAUGCAUUUUACAAGUUGUUUAAAAUGGAUGAAUAUCUUGAUGCAACCUCUGAAUAAAGACAAAAGAAAGACAGAUGUUAGUAUUAAUUCCUAAAAUGAUGGAGUACAUUUGUCCUAAGUAAAAUCUGUUGAUCUUGCAGAUUCUGAAAAAAACAAUCCUAAACUUUGGAAUACAUCUUUUAUGGUUAUCUGAUGUUAAUAAUCUGAAUCUUUACUGACCUGUGCCAAAAUGUUUAAAUCACUCAUAAUGAGAUAUCUAUGUAUUCUAAAAAUAAAGCAGAAUCUUAAAAUCA
Molecule: messenger RNA, 4813 nt
Organism: Crotalus tigris (Tiger rattlesnake)
Lineage: Eukaryota; Metazoa; Chordata; Lepidosauria; Squamata; Viperidae
Gene: TCAIM
Product: T cell activation inhibitor, mitochondrial
Exons: 10
Coding region: 1343-2806 (487 amino acids)
Cellular component (GO): mitochondrion
Source: RefSeq, a predicted model, not a curated record